CGCUGGAGGGCGGAGCGGGCGGCAGACCGGGAGCAGCAUGUGGACUCUCGGGCGCCGCGCAGUAGCCGGCCUCCUGGCGUCCCCCAGCCCGGCCCAGGCCCAGACCCUCACCCGGGUCCCGCGGCCGGCAGAGUUGGCCCCACUCUGCGGCCGCCGGGGCCUGCGCACCGUCAUCGAUGCGACCUGCACGCCCCGCCACGCAAGUUCGAACCUCCGUGGCCUCAACCAGAUUUGGAAUGUCAAAAAGCAGAGUGUCUAUUUGAUGAAUUUGAGGAAAUCCGGAACUUUGGGCCACCCAGGCUCUCUAGAUGAGACCACCUAUGAAAGACUAGCAGAGGAAACGCUGGACUCUUUAGCAGAGUUUUUUGAAGACCUUGCAGACAAGCCAUACACGUUUGAGGACUAUGAUGUCUCCUUUGGGAGUGGUGUCUUAACUGUUAAACUGGGUGGAGAUCUAGGAACCUACGUGAUCAACAAGCAGACGCCAAACAAGCAAAUCUGGCUAUCUUCUCCAUCCAGGUAUGUAGUGGACCUAAGCGUUAUGACUGGACUGGGAAAAACUGGGUGUACUCCCACGACGGCGUGUCCCUCCAUGAGCUGCUGGCCGCAGAGCUCACUAAAGCCUUAAAAACCAAACUGGACUUGUCUUCCUUGGCCUAUUCCGGAAAAGAUGCUUGAUGCCCAGCCCCGUUUUAAGGACAUUAAAAGCUAUCAGGCCAAGACCCCAGCUUCAUUAUGCAGCUGAGGUCUGUUUUUUGUUGUUGUUGUUGUUUAUUUUUUUUAUUCCUGCUUUUGAGGACAGUUGGGCUAUGUGUCACAGCUCUGUAGAAAGAAUGUGUUGCCUCCUACCUUGCCCCCAAGUUCUGAUUUUUAAUUUCUAUGGAAGAUUUUUUGGAUUGUCGGAUUUCCUCCCUCACAUGAUAUCCCUUAUCUUUUAUAAUGUCUUAUGCCUAUACCUGAAUAUAACAACCUUUAAAAAAGCAAAAUAAUAAGAAGGAAAAAUUCCAGGAGGAAAAAUGAAUUGUCUUCACUCUUCAUUCUUUGAAGGAUUUACUGCAAGAAGUACAUGAAGAGCAGCUGGUCAACCUGCUCACUGUUCUGUCUCCAAAUGAGACACAUUAAAGGGUAGCCUACAGAUGUUUUUCAGGCUUCUUUCAAAGUGUAAGCACUUCUGAGCUCUUUAGCAUUGAAGUGUCGAAAGCAACUCACACGGGAAGACCAUUUCUUAUUUGUGCUCUGUGACUGCCAAGGUGUGGCCUGCACUGGGUUGUCCAGGGAGACCUAGUGCUGUUUCUCCCACAUAUUCACAUAUGUGUCUGUGUGUAUAUAUAUUUUUUCAAUUUAAAGGUUAGUAUGGAAUCAGCUGCUACAAGAAUGCAAAAAAUCUUCCAAAGACAAGAAAAGAGGAAAAAAAGCCGUUUUCAUGAGCUGAGUGAUGUAGCGUAACAAACAAAAUCAUGGAGCUGAGGAGGUGCCUUGUAAACAUGAAGGGGCAGAUAAAGGAAGGAGAUACUCAUGUUGAUAAAGAGAGCCCUGGUCCUAGACAUAGUUCAGCCACAAAGUAGUUGUCCCUUUGUGGACAAGUUUCCCAAAUUCCCUGGACCUCUGCUUCCCCAUCUGUUAAAUGAGAGAAUAGAGUAUGGUUGAUUCCCAGCAUUCAGUGGUCCUGUCAAGCAGCCUAACAGACUAGUUCUAAUUCCCAUUGGGUAGAUGAGGGGAUGACAAAGAACCGUUUUUAAGCUAUAUAGGAAACAUUGUUAUUGGUGUUGCCCUAUCGUGAUUUCAGUUGAAUUCAUGUGAAAAUAAUAGCCAUCCUUGGCCUGGCGCGAUGGCUCACACCUGUAAUCCCAGCACUUUUGGAGGCCAAGGUGGGUGGAUCACCUGAGGUCAGGAGUUCAAGACCAGCCUGGCCAACAUGAUGAAACCCCAUCUCUACUAAAAAUACAAAAAAUUAGCCGGGCAUGAUGGCAGGUGCCUGUAAUCCCAACUACCCGGGAGGCUGAGGCGGAAGAAUCGCUUGAACCCAGAGGUGGAGGUUGCAGUGAGCCGAGAUCUUGCCAUUGCACUGUAGCCUGGGUGACUGAGCGAAACUCUGUCUCAAAAUAAUAAUAACAAUAAAAUAAUAAUAGCCAUCCUUUAUUGUACCCUUACUGGGUUAAUCGUAUUAUACCACAUUACCUCAUUUUAAUUUUUACUGACCUGCACUUUAUACAAAGCAACAAGCCUCCAGGACAUUAAAAUUCAUGCAAAGUUAUGCUCAUGUUAUAUUAUUUUCUUACUUAAAGAAGGAUUUAUUAGUGGCUGGGCAUGGUGGCGUGCACCUGUAAUCCCAGGUACUCAGGAGGCUGAGACGGGAGAAUUGCUUGACCCUGGGCGGAGGAGGUUACAGUGAGUCGAGAUUGUACCUGAGCGACAGAGCGAGACUCCGUCUCAAAAAAAAAAAAAAAAGGAGGGUUUAUUAAUGAGAAGUUUGUAUUAAUAUGUAGCAAAGGCUUUUCCAAUGGGUGAAUAAAAACACAUUCCAUUAAGUCAAACUGGGAGCAGUGGCAUAUACCUAUAGUCCCAGCUGCACAGGAGGCUGAGACAGGAGGAUUGCUUGAAGCCAGGAAUUGGAGAUCAGCCUGGGCAACAUAGCAAGAUCCUAUCUCUUAAAAAAAGAAAAAAAAAACCUAUUAAUAAUAAAACAGUAUAAACAAAAGCUAAAUAAGUAAAAUAUUUUUUCUGAAAUAAAAUUAUUUUUUGAGUCUGAUGGAAAUGUUUAAGUGCAGUAGGCCAGUGCCAGUGAGAAAAUAAAUAACAUCAUACAUGUUUGUA
Molecule: messenger RNA, 2814 nt
Organism: Gorilla gorilla gorilla (western lowland gorilla)
Lineage: Eukaryota; Metazoa; Chordata; Mammalia; Primates; Hominidae
Gene: FXN
Product: frataxin
Exons: 5
Coding region: 38-628 (196 amino acids)
Biological process (GO): intracellular iron ion homeostasis; iron incorporation into metallo-sulfur cluster
Cellular component (GO): mitochondrion
Molecular function (GO): 2 iron, 2 sulfur cluster binding; iron chaperone activity; ferric iron binding
Source: RefSeq, a predicted model, not a curated record